GAUCUAUUAAAAUAUAGUACAGAAGAUAUAGAUUUCUGUACUUAUGUCACUGUGACAAUCUGUCACUGCUACCAACACGCCAAACCGAAAAAGCUGGAAGGAAAAAUAUAAAAAUCAGUUUGUUUGGAACCAGUAUAUAGGAAGUGUGCGUGUUUCAAAUCUACCAAUUCCCAAAUCAAAACACGCCUAAUUUUCGGGGGGCCCUGAAUUCGGGACUUUGAUGAAUGGUCACACGAGCCAUGGCUUCGCUGUCUCUGCCCAAAGUGCUGCACCCGAGAAAAACCAGCCUUGAGAUUGAGAGGGAGAACUUCGAAAAAUCACAGAUUUGCAUGCCAUUUUAAUCCCUUCCCAUUAAUAUUCCUUCUAAACCUUCUUAAUAUCAAAAACACCUUGCAUGCAAUUUUGUAAAUAUGGCCAGAGAGUACUCGCCAAGGGACUUGGAGAAAUACGCUCAAGCACUCCAGAAGGCUAUCAACGGUAACGAAACCCCGGUAAAGCAGAAACAUGUCAGAUCCGCGAUCAUUGGCACUUUUCAUACUCAGAGCGCAAAAGUUUUUUGGGCUUACGCUCUUCGGCUACCCUCUAUGGAUGACAGGAUCGUCGCUUGGAAGCUGUGCCAUGUAGUACAUAAGGUACUUCGAGAAGGUCAUCCCUUAUGCCUUGUGGAUAGCCAACGUCACAAGAAAGACUUGGAUGCAUUGGGCAAAUUGUGGGGCCACUUACGUGAAGGCUAUGGCAGAAUGAUCAAGUUGUACACAGCACUGUUGAUCAACAAACUGGAGUUCCAUAGGAGGAAUCCAAGGUUUCCAGGACACCUUGGUGUUACCGCUGAGGAACUAGAGAGCAUUGCUGGGAAUGAUAUAAAUAAUUACUUUGAAAUGACAGUGGAAAUGUUUGACUAUCUUGAUCAUAUUUUGGAACUCCAAGAGGCAGUGUUUGGUUCCCUCAACAUGGCGCGUUCCAACUCGAUGACAAGCGCUGGCCAAUGUCGCUUGGCCCCUCUAAUUCCAUGCAUUCAAGAUGCGUCCAAAUUGUACGACUACUGCGUCAAGAUCAUGUUCAAACUCCACAUGGCACUUCCGCCUGAUACACUCCAAGGACACAGGGAACGCUUCCUGAAACAGUUCCGCGCACUGAGGAAGUUCUACGAGAGCACCAGCAACUUACAGUACUUCAAGGAUUUAAUUGCUAUACCUCCAUUACCCGAGAAUCCCCCGAACUUCCUGAUAAUGGGCGACUUUCGUACCUACGUAACCCAAGAAGUAGUUGUCGCACCUCAGGAGCCCCCUGAGCCAGAUCAUGAGGAUGAGCCUCCUUCUGAGGGAAGCCUUAUCGACACCACUGACUCGGGUAGCGGCGGGGAAGAUAGAAACUUAGUUAGUAUGGCCGUGCAUCAGGAGAUUGUUAAUGAAAGAGAAUUUUUGAGGAGCCAGUGCGAGAAGUUGAGGCAUGAAAUUAACACGUUGAUGUCAAAAAGUGAAAGGGACGUGACGAAACUGCAGGAGAAAAUCACCAAUUUAGAGACUGACUUAGCGACGAAAGAGAGCGAACUGGUUCAAGAACGGCAAGUUAAAGAGGAUCUGUUGAAUCAAUCUUUCGCCGUUGCUCAAUCGCAAGACUCCGAACAAAAAAUGAAGAAUGAAAAAUUUGACAAACUAAAGGAACUGUACGUGAAAUUAAGGGACGAACAUAUACAAAAAAUUAGAGAGAAAGCAGAGGUAGAGAAAAAAUUAGCAAGUACAAUGAAAGACUUAGAAAGGCUCAACGAAUUAGAGUUAGAAAAACAAAGACUGGCAGAGAGUGAAACGCAGAAAACUACAGAGUUAUCUGCGUUGAAAAAGGAUAAGGAGCUGUUUAAUAUGGAAACUGAGAUACUGAAGAAAAGUGUGAAUGACGCGUGUAGAGAACGAGACGCAAUGAAGGUAGAACUGUCAAAUAUAACGCAACAGAAAGAAGAAUUAAAAGAGAGAUCUGAAGAAUUGAGUAGUAGAUUGAUGAACUUGGAAGAGGAACUCGGCAAUGAACAAAAAGAACUCCAAAACAGGCUCCAAGAACUAGUCUCCAGCUCUGUAUCAAACAGUGAGAAUAUUCUGAAACACGCUAUUGAUGAAUUGGAUAACCCAGCGCUAACAGCUUUGACUUGCAGUCCCGAUUAUUUGCGCAGUUUGACCAACGGAUGCUUAGAGUGCCUUGAGAGAAGUCUAUCUGCCAAAGAACCUUCAAAGAUUAUCACCACAGCGAGUAGCAUAGCGCACAGGCACGCUAUCUAUAUCCUGCAAGGCAGAGCUACUUGUAAUGCCAGUCCUGAUAUCACUUUUGGAGAGAAAAUGGCAGAAGCGUGUAGAAUGCUUGGGGAAUUGGUUCUGAAGGUUUUAAAAGGACUUCGAGAAAACACCAACACGGAAAAAUACGUGAAUGGAGCUAAAGAAAAAUUGGAAGAGGUCGCUUCUUUAGCUGACAGUAUAAACGUGUCUCUACUAGGGGAAAAGGCUGAAAACUUGGCUGAUAUGUUGGAGAGUGAAAUGUUGGAAAUGGACAAAGCUAUCGAAGAGGCUGCAAAUCGGAUACAGGAUAUGUUGACGAAUUCUCGGGCCGCCGAUUCCGGAAUCAAACUAGAAGUAAAUGAAAAGAUUUUGGAUUCAUGCACGACACUGAUGCAGGCUAUCAGAGUUUUGGUAAAGAAGUCGAGGUUUUUACAGGCAGAAAUCGUCGGACAGGGUCGAGGUACAGCGAGUGCUAAAGAAUUUUACAAAAGGAAUCAUCAAUGGACAGAUGGAUUCAUCUCAGCUGCCAAAGCAGUUGCUGUGGCUGCCAAGUUUCUUCUAACCGCAGCUGACAAAGUGGUGACCUCUAACGGCAAAUUGGAGCAACUUGUGGUAGCUGCUCAAGAAAUUGCAGCAUCUACUGCACAGCUAGUGGUUGCUAGUAGAGUAAAAGCAGAUAGAAACAGUACGAAUCUUCAAGCGUUGACAGCAGCGUCUAAGGGAGUCACUACAGCUACAGGAACAGUUGUUGCGACUGUUAAGGAUUGUGGGCAGCUCAUUGAUGAAGCAGCUCACCGCCUGGCGUACCAUUCCGGCUGACUAAUAUAUCCAAACUGCAGCGCACAAACAUAUGCAUGGAACGGACGAUAACUCGCUGCAGCGGUGCUUCGGUGGCUGCUGCUACGCUGAUUCGGGAAGAGACAAUUUUGCCAGAUUGGCAGUAACUACCGAAGAACUGGAUGUAUCCAACCUAACCCUUCACCAAGCCAAACGCUUAGAAAUGGACAGCCAGGUGCGCGUCCUCGAGCUAGAAAAAGAACUGGAACAAGAACGGUACCGCUUGGCACGGCUUCGCAGGCACCACUACCAACUGGCAGGAGAGAACGAGACUUGAGACCCGGCGCAACCCUCGUACCGGGUACUCUUCGUGGCACAACCAUCAUCAUCAUCAUCACGUUGGCUCGACGACGCGAAGUGCGUGCUGAUUCCCACGCAACAAAGUGGUACCUUAAGCACUGAAUCGCCGGUGAUUAAGAAGUAAAGUAGUUUCAUUCCAUGACCGUAGUACCUAUUUGUGAGUCUGUCGCGCGGGGACAGGCCACAAGGAUGAACUUUUUGCGAGAAAAAAAAAAACAGAAGUUUGCAUGUAACAGGUAAUUCAUUUUGAGAGGUGCAAUGAAAAAGGCACUAAUAUUUACUUCGUUCAAAUAUCGACUGUUACUAAGGUCAAAGUGGUCCAUUCUGUAACUCCAGUUUUCGAUGACGCGUCCGAGCAUUUGAGUGGUAUUUGACCACUAUCUCGUUCUGAUACCGGUCUAUUUGCAGCUUGAAAUUUAAGUCCCUCAUUUUCAGAACAUUUGGCUUCUAAAAGAAAGCGUGGCGCUACUUUAAGCGCAUCAAUAAAACCAUGGCUUUACUCCGACAACAUUUUGGCAAGCAGUUAAUUUCUCGUUUCAGACCGAUACAUUGGCCACCUAGAUGACCCUUCGUUUGGUGUUAUGUGAAUAAGAAAGUACGAUUGAUUAAUUAGACAUUGGCAUUGCUUGCAUUAUUCUCUAAGUAUGGAAAGCACGAACCAGAAGUGUUCAAAACUGAGUUAGUUUGCUGCCGAAAACAUGAAUUUGUGGUGUAAUUAGUUUCGUACAAGUAUUGUAAUAGGAUUAAGAAUAUCUCAUUAUUCCUAGACAGAACUCCGGAUGUAUCCAGUUCUAUAUGUUUUCACUAACAUUGAUUUAGUUUUGAAUGGAUGUAUCCAGUUCCAUAUAUUUGAUUUAGUUUUGAAUCAUUUCGAUUGGUACGCACCGCCCUAAAGAUCGCUCGACACGUCAUGUAAAAUUAUAAUACCAAAAUGGACCGAGUUACCCACAGUGACAGCUAAUAUUUAAAGAAAUAUUUUUCAAUAAACGAGUCUCCUGGAUGCUUCUUUUGUUUGAUAUUAACGAUGACCCGAUAUAAUCGAUCGGUUGUGUUGUUUAUGUUUUUGAAAAAAGUACCUCUAAAUAAAUUCACAUUACUACUCUAUGUUGGAUUCUCAUUCUAAUUUCGUUCCGACUUGGAUAGUGUCUUGCUAGAAUAGCUAGUAACUGGCUUCUGUCCAUCUCGUAAUGGGCGAUUCAUUUAGAGGUACUUUUUUGAAAAGCAUAAAGAACCAAAAGCAGUCAACUGUGGCUGACAAUGUGUGUUAUCAAACAAAUCCAUGACAUUGCUACAUUGGUUUUUUGAAAAUUAUUUUUCCAAAUGCUGGCCUUUAUCGUUUUCUAUUUUGAAAUACACAUUCUACAUAAUGCGCACUAACUGACAUUUGCAAGAAGAUAUUUUCAAAAACUGAAUGUCAAGAGUACAUCUUUUCCUCGGAAAAAAAUCCUCUAUAUAAAUCACUCCGUAGUCGAGAAAGUCCACUACCAACUUCAAAUAUUUAAUGCCCUGCGGUUUGUGAUAGUAGAAACGCGGUUCGAGCCAACAUAUAUACAGUCUGUUACCACAAGUACUACACAGUGAGCAUCGUGGGAGUGUAAGUCUCAACACUGUCCCGAAACACCGAUGCUACUCCUUUCAAAAGAUGUCCUCCAGGGCAGUGUUGUCACUUUUACGUCCUAUGGUCCUGUGAUCCUCGUAACAUACUGCAUGUAAUAUAAUUUAAGUAAUCUUACCAGUGAAAAUGUGAAGAUAUUGAAUACAAGUUUUUUACACAAAUGUAUGUCAUUAAGUGUUAUAUUGCAAAAUGUUAAUUUAUUAACAAGUUAGCGUAUUUUCAAGUAAUUGUUGUACUUGAUACAUUUAUUUACUGUACAUUUUAUAUGUUCAUAUUGGCUUUUAAGAGAUUUACAAAAUAUACCAUUAAUAAAAGAUAUG
Messenger RNA from Acanthoscelides obtectus, 5336 nucleotides. The record is from the annotation of a GenBank genome assembly. NCBI's taxonomy places the organism in Eukaryota, Metazoa, Arthropoda, Insecta, Coleoptera, Chrysomelidae.